Messenger RNA from Anthonomus grandis grandis, 1673 nucleotides. RefSeq lists its product as uncharacterized. Lineage: Eukaryota; Metazoa; Arthropoda; Insecta; Coleoptera; Curculionidae. The record is from RefSeq and is a predicted model, not a curated record. Bases 583 to 1113 code for a protein of 176 amino acids. The transcript has 2 exons.
UCAGAAAGCCGAAAAAAGCCCUCUAGCGGCGAGACGUAAAACUAAAAAAACAUGAAAUAUAAUAAUAUUCGUAGCUUAAUAAUAGCUCUUUUCAACUAGCCCAAGUUUGAUAAAAUCGGCUAAGGCGUUUUUAGUAUACAGGGUGUGUUUUAAGCCAACUUUUGAACACCCCCCACCACUUUAUUUUUAGAGAUACAGCAAAACUAUUCAAAUAAAAAAGGUUCGGAUUAGUCUCUACUUUAAUAAUCAGCUAUUUUUUUGUUAGGUUAAUUCAGCAAAAUUUACAGAAACAUUAGUUUUCUAGAUUCAAGAUUGCAGUUGCGCCCCCCUAGCGGCCAUUUUAGAGACUUGAAAAUAUUUUCCAGGGACCUGUUUCAUAAACCAUACUGAUAAUAUUAGCUAUUAAUAUUAGUCUCAUAAAUUAAUAAUAUUAGUAUGCUUUUUUCUGUUUCAUAAAAAUAUAUAUUAGACUAAUAAAAGUGAAGACUAAUAAUAUUAUUUUACUAGUCAGCUGUUUACAAGUUAGUGAGGUUAUGUCAUAAUUUGCGGUGCGGUUCCAUUAAGUGGCGUUAAAUUUGCAUAAUGUCUAAAAUAAGAAGUAAAAGAUCGGAAAAGCAAGUUAAGCAACAAAACUUUCUCCGAAAAAUUAAAGACAUGAAAGAUAGUCUAUUUGGACAGUUUUCUACCACACUGACCAAGGAAACAAAAAGAUCCGCAUGGAUGGAAGUUAGGGACUAUGCGGUUUCUAUUGGAUUGAUUACAUGCGAGAAAGACUACACCUACGUGCGUGAUGCUACUUGGCCUAAUAUUCGGAACCGAACAAUGAUCAAACUUGAUAACGCAAAAAAAACUGGAUCAGAUGGCGGCCCCGAUUCGAAACUUGAUGACACCGACAAGCUAGUAAUUGAAAUAAUUGGAAAAAACUCUCCAGUUAUAGAAGGAAUCGGGGUCGCGGAUUCAAUGGAGGAAGAGGUUGUAACCCAAACUCUACCGACUAAUACUGAGACAUUACCUGAUGUAACAGAAAUAAAAGAGAAUGUGGGAAAUACAUUUGAAGAUGUCGUAAGCCCACCGCUGAAGUCCCAAAAGUUAACAAGAGGUUAUUAUCGAUAGUUCCUAAAUUAAUUUUCAAUUCCAGCUGGCUUUGGAUAGAAGGCUACAGCUGGACAAAAAUACAUUUCCAUUAGAUAAAUACCUCGAUAAAGACUGUCCUCAUAAAAAGAUUAUUACUUAUAUUUUUUAUUUUUCCACCAAAAAACUCGUUUAUUUUUGUGCAUAGAAAGUAACCUUUCCAAGUAAGUUUUCCAAGCGUGUAUUUAUCAUUCCCUACACUGUCCUUUUUCCAUCAUUUGAUUUGACCUUUUUACUAAAAUUAAUUGUUUUCGGUUGCAGGAUGUCUUAAGAGAAAAAUCAUUGUCCAAAAUUCCAAUGAAACAAAAUACCUCGAGGACCUCAAGAGAAAAAAACUUGAACUAGAAGUCCGAAAAUUGGAGUUGGAAGUGUGGGAUAAAGAAAGGUCACUUAAUGUAAGUCACUGUAACCUUACAAGCCAUAUUGAAGAGCAAAAGGACACACAAAAUAUUACUGAAUAUAUUUUAAAUGAAGAAGGUGAUGUAAUCGGUAUUAAUGAAAAACUAUGACUGAUUUAAAAAAAAAUGUUAUCUAUCUAAAUA